AUGCAAUGCUACUCUGGUGCUUACAUCAAGCUCGAGGGUCCAGCAUCAAGCGAUGCCUCUAUCUCCAAUGCUCAACACAAUCAGAUCGAUGAACCCGAACCCGACACCUGUGCCUUCUCAUACACAGUGACUACGGCAUCUGAGCUGAUGUCCUACUACCUAGAGCUCUCCGCAGAUCGUACUCAUAUCACCACGUUCCAAUACGGGACGUCUAACGAGCUGCCCAUUCAUGAGAACCCUGAUGUUGUUGUACUCGACCCUAGGCCUAAGACAUGUCUCCAAGCAUUUGAAAGACUCUUGAAGAUGGGCGCCCAUAUAGGACAACAUCGAGGAAAGCAUACCUUGACGAUGUGCAGUGCGGGACGUGUAAUCUCCCCUGAAGUAGCGGUAGCGCGAAUAGAACAGAUCCGCGAGGCUCAUUACAAUGCUCAUUACAAGCUAUACGACAUGUCCAGUUAUCAAGGAAUAUGUGCAAUGAUCGAGGACCUUUAUGCUGAGAUCAAUGAAGUUCUCUCAGGAGAGAGAUCAGUCAUCCGCGCAGUGAGACUCAACAUCCGGAAAUAG
This is a messenger RNA of Perkinsus marinus ATCC 50983, 564 nucleotides long. RefSeq lists its product as hypothetical. The coding region runs from base 1 to 564 and encodes 187 amino acids. NCBI's taxonomy places the organism in Eukaryota, Perkinsozoa, Perkinsida, Perkinsidae. The transcript has 3 exons. The record is from RefSeq and is a predicted model, not a curated record.